AUGCAGCCAGAUCGUCGCUACGCAGAUCGAGCCGUGUUCUUUUCCCCAGCGACCCCUACAGAAGCACAGUCAGCGGUCUCAUCACCGAGGGCUAUCCUCACCGACGUCGCCAACGGCAUUCACGGUACAACAGCUCAGCAUCGGUCCACAGCCAACUGCGAGGAACCGACGCGCCGGAAUGCGCUGCCCCCGGCGAUUUGGGAGACCCGCUACCUCAACUCCACGGAGGCCUAUGCCGUGGUGCUCGCGAGCGACCUGAUCCUGAAGAAGCGAUCCGACAUGGGGUGGCGACGGGCAGUGGAUUUUUUCAUGCUUUCGUUGCUGAUGAGGUCAGUGGUGGAAGAUGCGAGGAGUGCAGUGCCAGGAACGGCGCCCUGGCGCUCGCCAACAGCGCACGCCGGAUGCGGUGCUCGCAGGUCCAGCUGA
Molecule: messenger RNA, 426 nt
Organism: Durusdinium trenchii
Lineage: Eukaryota; Dinophyceae; Suessiales; Symbiodiniaceae
Source: the annotation of a GenBank genome assembly